AUGCCUGCACAGGUCGAUGCGGUCGAGACGGCGCUGGAGAGGGAGCUGCAACGUAGAGCAGCUCCGAAUGUAGGCCAGCUCUAUGAAGCCGGCGACGCCCGUGCCAAGGGGUCCAAGAGCUCGGCCAAGGGGCCGCCGGGGCCGGGGCCGGGGCCAAUGCCCAGUGUCCCCCCAGUCACGGCUGGGCGAAUGUUUGGCGACAUCCACAACCUCAAGGAGGAGGUGGCAAGAGGUGGAAAGCCGGAGACCGGCACACUUACGGUGGCCUUGCAGAAAAAGUUCUCUGACAAUUUCUUUGGCAAGAUCGCCAAGAACAAAUACUUCGAGGGCAUCACGAUCUGCGUCAUCUUCUUGAAUGCUCUUGCGAUUGGUGUGGAUGCAGACUACUCGGCGAGGAAUGAAGUACCGGCCAACCUCUACGACGGGGAGGUCUUCUUCAUCGUGGUUGAGGUGUUUUUUGCAUCUUACUUCACCAUCGAGAUCCUCAUCAGAUUCCUGGCGUACCGUCAAAAGCUCCUCUGUCUUCGAGAUGGUUGGUUCGUUUUUGACACGCUCUUGGUUUUGAUGAUGGUCUGGGAGACCUGGAUCAUGCCAUUUGUGGGCCUCGACUCGGGCUUGGGCCAGCUUAGCAUUCUCAGGCUUCUUCGGCUUCUUCGCAUCACCAGAAUGGCAAAGCUCAUGAGAGCCUUUCCACAGCUGAUGAUGAUCAUCAAAGGCAUCUCCGCUGCAGCUCGAGCUGUUGGUUGGACAGCGGUCCUCCUGGUCAUAAUCAGUUUCACAUGGUCCAUCCUCUUCACCAAUGAGUACCACCAAGGUCUCAUAACGGAUGAUGAAAUGAAGGAGUGGGCUGACGACGACCCGCGGAAGAUACACGAGUACUUCGGCGGGAUGGACAAGUCAAUGCUUACCCUGCUCAUCAUGGGUACCAUCCUUGAUGACGUGACUGAGUGCGCGGACAUCAUCCAUGCGCAGAAUAACUACUGGAUGCUUGCGGCUUUCAUCUUCUACAUCCUUUUGAACUCUUUCAUGAUGCUGAACAUGCUCGUUGGGAUCCUUGUGGAGGCCAUGUCUUCGCACAGGUGUAAGUUCUCACUUGGAUGCAGAUACUCGUUGAUGCUUUGUCUAGAUGCCAGUGUAUUGAGCCUGCAAGUGGCUCUGCGAGUGCGACUCCGCUGCAUGUCUGCUCCGAACAGAACUUUUUACAGAUGA
This is a messenger RNA of Symbiodinium natans, 1209 nucleotides long. The record is from the annotation of a GenBank genome assembly. NCBI's taxonomy places the organism in Eukaryota, Dinophyceae, Suessiales, Symbiodiniaceae.